Epinephelus lanceolatus (giant grouper) is the source of this 1371-nucleotide messenger RNA. Its product is annotated as serine/threonine-protein kinase NIM1. The record is from RefSeq and is a predicted model, not a curated record. Lineage: Eukaryota; Metazoa; Chordata; Actinopteri; Perciformes; Serranidae. Gene Ontology annotation, biological process: intracellular signal transduction; protein phosphorylation; microtubule cytoskeleton organization. Gene Ontology annotation, molecular function: tau-protein kinase activity; ATP binding. Gene Ontology annotation, cellular component: cytoplasm.
AUGUAUUUGAACAACAGAAAUAAUGCCAUCAACACACAGAGGAGUAAGAAGAACAUCAAGGGGAAAACAUGGGCUAACCUGAAGACAACCCCACGUCAGGAGGAGACCUUCACCCAGACAUCUCCAAAGGUUGGGGCAAAGUUGGAGCCGAAGAAGAACAAGACAGAGGAGCAGGAGGUGAUGCAGCUCACUGCGUUUGAGAAGGCCUUUUAUGAUCUGACUCAUUCAGAGAAGGUGAUGAAUGAUCUGACAUUUGGACGACGGGUGGGGCUUUACGAGCUAAGAGGAGAGAUUGGCUCUGGAAACUUUUCCCAAGUCAGAUUGGGGAAACAUGACUUGACCAAAGAAAGAGUUGCAGUAAAAAUCCUGGAUAAGGUGCGUCUGGACAAGCAAUCUCAGGCACUAUUCGUGUCAGAAAUCUCUUGCAUGGAGAAGCUGGCUCAUCCCAACAUAGUGCGACUGUAUGAGGUGCUGGAGACAUUCAAGAGGCUCUACCUGGUGAUGGAGUAUGCCAGCGGAGGAGAGCUGUUCUCCCGUAUCAGCACCAGGGGGCGCCUGUCAGAUCUGGAGAGCAAACUAGUGUUUUCACAGGUCCUGUCUGCAGUCAAAUACAUGCAUGAUAGUAAUAUUGUCCAUAGGGACCUGAAGGCUGAGAACAUCUUCUACACCAGCACCUACUGUAUUAAAGUGGGUGACUUUGGUUUUAGUACAUCCUGCAGCCCCAAUGGAGUCCUUAACACAUUCUGUGGCUCUCCACCUUAUGCAGCCCCUGAGCUGUUCAAAGAGAAAGGUUACGUCGGUCAGUAUGCAGAUAUUUGGGCGCUGGGUAUCUUGCUUUACUUCAUGGUGACUGCCACUAUGCCAUUCAAAGCCACUAACACAGGCAGGCUCAGGUGUUGUAUCCAGCAGGGCUCCUACGCCAUUCCUUCGUAUGUACCCAGAUCAUGUAUGGAGAUUAUUAAGGGCCUCCUGAGGCUGGUACCUCUGGACCGCCUCACCAUAAAACAGAUCAUGGACAGCAACUGGAUGAGAGGUACUGAAUACCCCGAGGCCUACCUAGCUUGUAGCCCUACACCCUACUACCUGGCUGAGUCUUCCAACAACCUCAGCUCAGAUGAAAUGAGUGUGAAGGGAGCGUUGGAGGAUCUUGGCAUCACCAAGAACCAUCUUGUCAACAACAGCGUAGACUUGAAAAGCCCCGUUACUGGGACUUACCGGAUUUUGCUGCACCGCAUCCAAAAGAGGAGGUCUGUGGAAUCUGUGGGCUACAGCCAGAGUUGCAACAAAGAGUCCCAGAACAGACUCACAUGGAGAGUAGGCUCAGACGGCAUGUUAGACAAACGGCACUCUGAGGUUUGUCUCAUCAUGUAG